AUGGAUCUGUGUCUGGAUGGAUUUGACGACUUGGGCUUGGAUAGUCUCGGCCCCUCGCGGGGCUGGUCCAUGAAGCGCGGCCACCGCCAGCGACUGGACGCUGCGAGCUGCCGGAACCCCAAGAAGAUGGGGAAGGCAAGUGCGGAGGUCGGAUUGGGCCGAUCGGCCGUAAAGCGCAGCGUGAACUCUGGCAGCCGCAAUUCGUGGCGGGAUCGCAAGUAUGAUCCGCAGACCCGCCGCAACAACUUGAGACGUUGGAUGCGCGAGGCAGUGUACGAAAGUGAGGAGCUGGAAAGCGACUGGGAGAACUGCAUGAUUCUGUCUUUGGAGCAUGUUGGUUCGCUGGAGGCCAAGUGGGAGGAUCUGGAGGUGGCAUCGGUCUGCUCCUCUACCACAGCAGGCUUCGACACCGCUUCCACUGCUUCGGACUUUGGCUGGGAGUUCCUUGAGCCAUCCACGCCGAGCUGUCCCUCCACUCCCAAAAUCGACAUCUCCCCAUGGCAGGCGGCCCUGCGCCGGGCGGAGCGAGGGGCCAAGGAGUAUGCGGAGCAAUCAGGAUGUGCAGCAAUCACGGGAAUCGGAGAACGUCAAGGAAGGAGGCGUUUCAAGCGAGCUAACGUCAGGCACAUUGAAAGGAUCCAUGCCGAGAAGCAGAAGCUAGCAGCGGAGCUGAGGAGCAAGUACCAAGUGAACCUUGACUAUGAUCUGCCGUCGGCAGGACCUACCACACCGUUCGAAAAGCUUCGAUGGAAGUUUUUGAAGGACCACGCCAAAGCCUUCUGCGCUUCUCUUUCUGUCCACUACUUGAGUUGCGGCUGGCAGUGGAACUUGAAGCCCACCCCCUUGCCUCAAGCUGUGGAGGACAGAUUUCUGAGUGCCUGCGCUCGAGCAAGGGAAGGCGAGCUGCAGCCGGCUCUUCACGGCACACACGAGUCCAACCUGUCCUCCAUCUAUUCCCAGGGUCUUCUGAUCCCUGGACAGGGAGGCAACAGUGUGAGGAUCGUGAACGGAGCCCUGUCGGGUGUUGGAAUCUACACAGCCUACGUCAACUGUGCAAGCUUGUCCUGGCCUUAUGCCCGUGGUGAAUCUAGGCCAGUACUUGUCUGCGGCGUUUUGGAUCCACUUACGAGAAAGAGAAGUCGCGAGCACAAGCCAAGCCUGGUGAACUACACUCCUUCAGCUCGCAUCUUCUUCAAGGAUGAUCUCGUUUCGCCACUAUUCGAGGCAUCCCUUGGCAGCAUUCCCGCUUCUAGCUGCACUCCGCCAACGCCCGUUGCAGCAGUCCCUCCCAGAAUCCUUCCACCUCCAACCAAAGCAAAGGCGCUCGGGCCUCGGACGCGGCUCAGGUCCACCGUGACGGUUUUGAACUCUGCACGGGCCUUCCUGGCCCGACGUGCAGCGCGCAAGCGUCAAACGUGA
Messenger RNA from Symbiodinium sp. CCMP2592, 1419 nucleotides. Lineage: Eukaryota; Dinophyceae; Suessiales; Symbiodiniaceae. The record is from the annotation of a GenBank genome assembly.